Messenger RNA from Mercurialis annua (annual mercury), 1455 nucleotides. RefSeq lists its product as uncharacterized. The coding region runs from base 272 to 1309 and encodes 345 amino acids. The record is from RefSeq and is a predicted model, not a curated record. Lineage: Eukaryota; Viridiplantae; Streptophyta; Magnoliopsida; Malpighiales; Euphorbiaceae. The transcript has a single exon.
ACGGUAGUUUUUUUAAACUUUUGACCGUGUAGUUUGGUGGUAAUUAUAAGUGUUGGGUCUCAUUCACAGCAUCUGAUUACUGUUAGCUCUGCUGUUUCUGCACUGUUUUUGACUGACCAAAUUUCAGUACUCAUUAAUUUCAUUACCCCUCUCUCUCUCUCUCUCUCUUCCAUGAUUGAACAUUCUGCAACUCUCUUACUCUCCUUUUCUUCUCUUCCUCACUAAUUCACUGCUACCAUAAGCUACUCUACUCAACUCACUCCGAGUCACCAUGAAAACUCACCACCCUAAACUUAAAACCCAGCCACGUCCCUUCUUCUCUUGUGGUUUCUUUCGUCACUGCGCUCAAACCACUCUCAGUCCCACCACUCCUCAUCCUCCUCCUCUCCCUCUUUCCUCCGCUGCUCCACCACCUUUAUCUCCCUCUCCUCCGCCGCGCCCACAAGUGUUGCCGCUGCAACACCAAGCUCAACAACCCCUGCUUCUAAAAUCCCCACAACCUGAAUCCUCCUCCUCUUCCUCCUCCUCCACCACUACUUCUCAAAGCUUCACUCAGUGGAGAUUCCCAAUCGUAACCUCUCCUCUCCACUCACCCGAACCCUACCCACAACCCAUCCCAUUACCACCACCGCCUCCGCCAAUUAACGCCACCAAACUCCAAGAACUCUUCCAUGCAGCUGAGCUCCAGCUCAGCACUGGUUCCGACUUCGAAAAGCUCUCUGCUCUCAACCUCUUAGAACGAUCUUUAGUCCCCAACCCACCAUCAGACUCGGUCUGCCCACCCGAAUUAAUGCGUCGGGUGGUGGCCAGUUUGAAGAAUGAAGCGCAUGCAAAACCUGCUACUAAGGUUUUACUAGCUCUUUGUUUAGCUGAAGGCAACCGCCACUUGGCUGUUGAGGCUGGAGCUGUUGGGACCGUGAUCGAGGUGGUUAUGGAGCUUGAAGGGCCUGCGGCGGAGCGGGCAUUGGCCGCUUUAGAGCUGACUUCUACGGUGGCGGAAGGGGCUGCAGAGCUGCGUACUCAUGCAUUAGCCGUGCCGGUUAUGGUAACUAUGAUGGGUAAAAUGGCUGGAAGAGGAAAAGAGUAUGCUCUCAGUGCGCUUACUGUUGUUUAUAGCGGCGGUGGUGGUGCUGAAGACGCGGAUGAGCAGGUUCAGCACGCGCCGCCUGAAGAGGUGGCGCGUGCGGUUGUGCUGGCACUGCAAGGGGAUUGUACAGCGAGGGGAAAGAGGAAAGGGAAGCAGUUGUUGAAGGCUCUUGAAGAAUAUGGACGAUUAGAUGUAACCCAUGAUGGAAACGAAGGGUUGUGAUAUAUCUGAUUAGCAAUUCCUGUGUUGUAUAGGGACUUGUAGAGAUUGGGAGAAGCCCAAUUGCAUUGGUUAUGUGUUGUUGUAUUGGACCCUUGGUUCUUACGCAAAGCAAAAGGCCUACUGAGCCUGGGCUUGCUUAGUGCUUA